This is a messenger RNA of Xenopus laevis (African clawed frog), 2547 nucleotides long. RefSeq names its product saxiphilin (gene sxph.L). The transcript is spliced from 17 exons. NCBI's taxonomy places the organism in Eukaryota, Metazoa, Chordata, Amphibia, Anura, Pipidae. Bases 82 to 2322 code for a protein of 746 amino acids. The record is from RefSeq and is a predicted model, not a curated record. Gene Ontology annotation, biological process: iron ion transport. Gene Ontology annotation, cellular component: extracellular region; early endosome; plasma membrane.
UACGCUUUCAUUUCCCUCCAUGUGCCCAGCACUGGACUCAACUUCCUUUUGCAGGAAGAGAUAUACAAAGUAGAAUACAAUAUGCAUCAGGCCUUUUGCACGUUCCUCUUCAUGAAUUUACUCUUCCUGCUGCCUCACACGCCUUCAGGGAAAAAGUUCCGGUGGUGCACUCUUUCUGAUUUGGAGCAGAGAAAAUGUUCUCAUCUUGCACGGACUCUGCAAACUAUACUACCUGCUAGUCAUGCUUUCUCCAGGGUCUCCUGUGUCAGAGCCCACACUACACAGGAUUGCAUGGGCAAGAUAAGGGGAAAUAAAGCUGAUGCUGUGUCACUGGAUGCAGGGGAUGUGUAUACAGCAAUCAAGCAGUAUGACCUGGCCGUUGUAGCAAAGGAACGACACUCAGAUGGAAGUUGUAUAUACGCUGUGGCCGUGGCCCGGCGUGGCACUCUUAAUAUCCGCAAGCUAUUUAGAGCUCGCUCUUGCCACAAUGGAGCUCGAUGGACAUCAGGUUGGAAUAUCCCCUUUGGAUUUCUCCUCUCAAAGAACCUUUUAUAUUGGGAUGAGGAAGAGCCACUAAGUAAAGUUGUAAGUGCUUAUUUUAAUGCCAGCUGUAUACCAGGAAUUGGAAUUGCUUCUCCCAACCUGUGUGAGCUAUGCCAGGGAACUAAAUCCUUUGUACGGGACAGAAAUCAUUUCUGUGAGAUUAGUAGCAAUGAACCAUUCGCUGAUUCUGAUGGAGCAUUCAGGUGUUUGAAAAAUAGUGCAGGGGAUGUAGCGUUCAUGGAUCACCUGGCUAUAAUGACUCCAACUGAGUCUGACAUGGAGCAAUUUGAACUCCUUUGUCCUGAUGGUUCCACAGCAAAUUUAAGCUCCUUCCAGUCCUGCAACCUGGGUCAGGGACCCGGAAAAGCAAUUGUCACUCGUGGUCACCUCCACAGAGUCACCAAAAGAUUUCUUGUGCUGAUCCAGGAUCUAUUUGGCCUCACUGGGAAAGCAAAGCGACGAUUUUCUCUUUUUAAUUCAUUACCCUUUGGGGGACAAAAUCUUAUGUUUCAUGACUCUACUCUGGAGCUGCAAGUCCUGGGCAAUGAGGCUGAUGUGUCUUCAGUUCUUGGGAUGGAUUAUGUGGCUCUCCUUAAAGGACUUGGACAUGAAGGUAUUUCACUGGAUCACAGUGUCAUCCGCUGGUGUUGUAUCAGCACAGCUGAACUACAGAAGUGUGAGGACUGGGCAAUGAAUGUGAAAUCAGAUCCUCUAGUCUGUACCCUGGCGACAUCUCUUACGGGCUGUAUUGAGAUGAUCAAGAGAAAUGAGGCUGAUGCUGUUUCAUUAGAUGCUACUCAUGCAUACAUUGCAGCAAAGUGUGGACUGCAGCCAGCAGCUGUUGAACACUGGGGUCAUGUGUCUGAUUGCCCGACUGAUCCUUAUCAGAUGCCACUUAAUAUUUCAGAGAAAGGUUUUCCAACUCUUUUUGCCCUGGCAGUGGUAAAGAAAAGUAACAGAGCUGUAAGUCUUUCUGGAAUGAGCAGCCGGCGUUCUUGUCACGGAAACAUGUAUAGCGUUGCUGGAUGGCUGCUCCUUUCUAAAUACACAGUGCGGGGGCAUGAGAAUGACACAUGGGACUGUGAUAUCAACUCAGCUUACAGGAACUACUUCUGGAAGGGAUGCAUGCCUGGAGCAGACAACAAUCUGUGCAAGGUGUGUAUUGGCUGGGAAGAAGGCGACAGACUCAUGGGAAGAUGCACUGCCAAUCACAAGGAGAGGUAUUAUGGCAAUUCUGGUGCACUCAGGUGCCUAGUUGGAGAUCCAGACGGACGUAGCUUCGGAGAUGUUGCAUUCCUGGAACAUCACUCUUUACAUGAAAACAUUGAAAAUCUGGAGAGCUCAGGUUGGGCUCAUGGAUUGAGUGCCACAGAUUUUGAGCUACUCUGCCCAGAUGGAAGUCGUGCCCCCCUGACAGACUGGAACCACUGUAACCUGGGCACAGUUCCACCCAAUGUUGUGAUGACAAGGCCAAUUAUAACAGCCAAAAUUUAUGACUUCAUCAUAAAAUCUCAGGAUGGGUUACGACCUGACAAAGGCUCAGACUUUCAGCUUUUUCAGUCAAGGCAGAUCUAUGGAGAGGGUGACUUGCUCUUUAAAGAUUCCACCACUUGCCUAUUACCAGCUGGUCAUCUCAGGCUUCAGGAUUUGUUAGGGGAAAGCUUCAUACAGUUGGCAGACUCAGUCUUUGAGUGCACACACUCAGCUAUUUUAGAUUUCUGCAAAACAGAUAUAUGUGCAGAUUCCAGAAAUUCAACUCUGUAUGAUUCCAAACCAUGACAUAGCCUCACAAAAAGGCCUGAAAUCAGAGUACAGCCAGUUAUCCACUCUUUUCAGAAUGACUUUGUUCUCGCUCAUUGGAUGCCAGUGCUAUAGCCACGUCAGCAAGUCCUGUGUUUGUUUUCCAAAGCAAACAUCUCGGGCGUUAAAGAACCUCUUUUCAAGUUGCUUUACUGAGUUUGCCUUGUAACAGAAAUUAUAUAAUUAAAGAACUUUUGUAAUGAA